This is a messenger RNA of Lolium rigidum, 997 nucleotides long. RefSeq names its product polyubiquitin 11. Lineage: Eukaryota; Viridiplantae; Streptophyta; Magnoliopsida; Poales; Poaceae. Gene Ontology annotation, cellular component: cytoplasm; nucleus. The transcript has 2 exons. The record is from RefSeq and is a predicted model, not a curated record. Gene Ontology annotation, biological process: protein ubiquitination; modification-dependent protein catabolic process. Bases 121 to 810 code for a protein of 229 amino acids. Gene Ontology annotation, molecular function: ubiquitin protein ligase binding; protein tag activity.
AUAAAUACCCGCUUCUCAUCGUCUCCUCUCCCAAAGGAACAGGACGAACAAAUCCCCAACCAAUUUCGUCUCCGAUCGCAUCGAGGCUCGUCGAAUCCUCGUUCCCCACCGCCCACCAAGAUGCAGAUCUUCGUGAAGACCCUCACGGGCAAGACCAUCACCCUCGAGGUGGAGUCCUCUGACACCAUCGACAAUGUCAAGGCCAAGAUCCAGGAUAAGGAGGGCAUCCCUCCGGACCAGCAGCGCCUUAUCUUUGCUGGCAAGCAGCUGGAGGACGGCAGGACCCUUGCUGACUACAACAUCCAGAAGGAGUCCACCCUUCACCUUGUCCUCCGUCUUCGGGGUGGCAUGCAGAUCUUUGUCAAGACACUCACUGGCAAGACCAUCACUCUUGAGGUGGAGUCCUCCGACACCAUUGACAAUGUCAAGGCAAAGAUCCAGGACAAGGAGGGCAUCCCUCCGGACCAGCAGCGCCUCAUCUUUGCUGGCAAGCAGCUGGAGGAUGGCAGGACCCUCGCUGACUACAACAUCCAGAAGGAGUCCACCCUUCACCUUGUCCUCCGUCUUCGGGGUGGCAUGCAGAUCUUCGUCAAGACCCUCACUGGCAAGACCAUCACCCUUGAGGUGGAGUCCUCCGACACCAUUGACAAUGUCAAGGCAAAGAUCCAGGACAAGGAGGGCAUCCCCCCGGACCAGCAGCGCCUCAUCUUUGCUGGCAAGCAGCUGGAGGAUGGCCGCACCCUCGCCGACUACAACAUCCAGAAGGAGUCCACCCUUCACCUGGUGCUCCGCCUCCGUGGCGGUCAGUAAGUAUCUUGGUGGUUGGAGCUGCUGCUGUAUCCCUUGGUCGUCCAGUGGGCUGCCCCUGUCGCACGUCAAGUGAAGUGUCGUCUUGUUCGUAUCUAGUUUACCGUGUCUGUGUACUGGACCAUUGAGUACCCUAUAUGUGUGUUGGUUGUGCAGCAGUUCCAAUUAUGAAAAAGUUUGAUCUUAUCCA